This is a messenger RNA of Lycium ferocissimum, 1037 nucleotides long. RefSeq names its product BAG family molecular chaperone regulator 4-like. The transcript has 4 exons. Gene Ontology annotation, cellular component: cytoplasm. Gene Ontology annotation, biological process: protein stabilization. Gene Ontology annotation, molecular function: adenyl-nucleotide exchange factor activity; protein-folding chaperone binding. The record is from RefSeq and is a predicted model, not a curated record. Bases 136 to 978 code for a protein of 280 amino acids. Lineage: Eukaryota; Viridiplantae; Streptophyta; Magnoliopsida; Solanales; Solanaceae.
CAUUUAUGGUCUUCACUCAAUUCAUCCUCCAACCCAUUUAUCAUAUUGAGCCACCAAACUUUAAUUUCUCAAUCAACUUCUCACCUUUUUAAUAUUUCUCAUUUUCUUUUUUAGCUACCUUUUAGUGGAACAAACAUGUGGAAAAAAUCAUCAAUUUCUUCAAAAAGUGGUAGAAAUGAGGUAAUUAAAGAUGAGAAUAAAUACACUAAAGGUGAAGAGGAAAAUAAGGCUUGUAUUAUUGAUUGGGAAGUUAGGCCUGGUGGUUUAUUAGUUCAGAAAAGAGUUGGAGUUUCAGCUGAGGCUAAUUCUGUUGCUGGUCCUAUGAUCAAGAUCAAAGUCUCUUAUGAUUCUUGUUACCAUGAUAUCAUCGUUCCAGCUGAAUCAACAUUUGGGAACCUGAAGACAAUUCUAUGUGACAGAACCGGGCUACAUCCUAAUGUUCAGAGAUUAUUGUUCCAAGGAAAAGAGAAGGAUGAGAAUGAAUGCUUGCAUAUUGCUGGUGUAAAAGACAUGUCAAAGGUGAUCCUAAUGGAAGAUCCAGCCAGCAAAGAGAUGAAGAAAAUGCAGAGUACUUCUGUCUCUUGUGAAGCUAUCGCCCGAGUAAAAGUAGAGGUCGAUAAGCUCUCACACAGGGUUGUGGCAAUAGAGGAAGCUGUGAAGAGAGGUACUAGAGUUGAGGACAGAGAUUUUGUUGGUCUAACAGAGUUGUUAAUGAUUCAGCUUCUUACACUUGAUAGUAUUGAAGCAGAAGGAGAAGCAAGAGCUCAGAGGAAGAAGGAGGUUCAUCGGAUUCAGAGUUUUGUUGAUAUGCUGGACAAUUUUAAAGCAAGAAAUUCUAACUUUGUAAGCAAUUGUAAUGGUACUUCAACGGUGACUACCAAAUGGGAAACGUUUGGUCCAGGAGUUGGAAGCCUGACUGCACCAAAUCAAUUACUGCAAUCCACAAAAAUCACUCAGAACUGGGAAGUUUUUGACUGAUUCUGAGUUAUGUGUUUCUUGUUUUCAGUGAUCAAUUAUUGCUUAUCAUUUUUGGUGCG